AUGCACAAGUCGAAAUGGCGAUUGUCCAACCUGAAAACGUCCGUUGGUGUCACGGGUGGACGAAAGGUGGAAGUGGUCGUAGCACUUGGAGUGGUCGUGGUGGUGGUGGUGGUGUCGUUUUUGCUGUUUUUCCAGCAUGUCCCAGACACGCGCGUGUGGCCCAAAGGACUUGAGCUCAAGGAUUGGCACGCCGCUGGCGACAGCCACGACGUGGUUUCGGAGCAUUUCUUUCGCGGCACUACAACGGAUGUAGGAAGCAGGUGGAAGUUCCGCGACAGGCAAAAACCCGCAGAAAAAGUCGACGACAAAGCAGAACUCUUGUUGUCGACUGGUUUUUGUUGGUUCCGGACGGUGCCUUUUGUCCUCCCAAUCGUCGCGGGUAUCCAGCAGCUCGUGGUCAAUUGUGGCCAGCAUUUUUUUUCUUAG
Peronospora matthiolae is the source of this 426-nucleotide messenger RNA. The record is from the annotation of a GenBank genome assembly. NCBI's taxonomy places the organism in Eukaryota, Oomycota, Peronosporomycetes, Peronosporales, Peronosporaceae.